CGCUGCCAGGGAGGAGCAGCUUUCUCAGGCUGAGGCGGAGCAGAAAGCGCUCGAAGUGAAGCUGAAGCACGCGCGUAACCAGGUGGACGUGGAGCUCAGGAGGAGGCACAAGGUGGAGGCCGAGUGCGAGAAGCUGGUUGCGGGGUUAUUUGACCAUACUUCACGAUGGUCCGUGCAGGUUGCUGAAGACAGGGAGCAUAGACGGAGUAAAGUACAGUAUAACAAUUGUGUUUUAUGCACUGCCCUUGGCUGAGAAUGUUGCUCCAGAGCAGCCUUAUAACACCUGCAUCCAAGCACUAUACAGGCUCAACACCUGCUUAGCUUCUGAGAUCUGACGAUUUCGAGUACACUCUGGAUAAUUUGCUUGCAAGCGUAAACAAAAAAACAGCUUCCCAAAUUCCAGUUGCGCCUAAUCAAAUAAAGUUAACACGAUUACACAUUUCACUAAUCUGAUUCUAAUGAUUGUAAUGCAUGAAGACUUGGAUUUUAGAGUUAUUGUGGACUCGAGUAUGGUUAACUGGAUAGAAACUAUGCUUUUCCUUCAGAGAGCUGGAAACAUACAGAAUUGAUAAGUUUUUCUGUGGCAUAGUCUUAACACAAGUUUGCAUGGUUGCCUGUCCGCAGCAGAGUCAAAUGCAGUUGGUGAGGGAGGUGCUGAUGCAGGACUUAAGCGAAAGCCGUCUGUUCUUGAACGAGGAGCAGAGAACCGCACUGGGCUUCCUUAGUGGAUGCGGCCCGACUCCCACCACUCGCAAGUCGCAUGGCAGGAUGUCCGCAAUCAGGGAGUCGGUGCUGUCUACAUCCAUGAUUUCCGAAAUCAGUUAUGAUCACACAGACGAUGACUGGGAUGCUGACACUACACAGAGGGUUGAGCAACGGGCAACGAGAAGAGAAAAGCGGAGGUCUCUCGGGGUUGGGCAUCCAGAAGUGUGGACCAUGCAGCCCAAAAGGUCCUGCGUGCCUGGAGAGAUGCCCACAGCAAAGGCAUUCAGUGACAAGAUAAUUUACCAGGGUGAGGAGACGGAUCUGAACCUGACGGGGCUCAUGCUGGACACUGACAGGAUCCAAGCUGACCCCACGCAGCUCAGCUUGAGCGUGGAGAUGCUGUCCAGGCGCCGGACGAGCCGCGGCAGACGCCUCUCCGCUCUCAUUGAGCAAUCCACCAUGGAGAACUGUGGAGGGGAAACCUUGCAGGGCACUGUGUCCAUGCUGUCCACGGAGUUGGAACGACAGCACUCCUUUGUCCCCAAAACGGUCAUAAAGCCAGAGUCGUGUGUGCCGUGCGGGAAUAGGAUCAAGUUCGGCAAGUUGGCACACAAGUGCCGCGACUGCCGCAUGGUGGCGCAUGCGGAGUGCAGGGAGCACUGCCCACUCCCCUGCGUGCCACGCCCGCUGGCAUCGGCAUCCGCCCACCCCAGAGAGGGGACCGUUGCAGACUUCUCGCCACCAACUGCGCCCAUGAUCCCAUCUUUGGUGUUACACUGCGUCGAUGAGAUAGAGAGGAGAGGAAUGAUGGAGGUGGGCCUGUACCGCAUACCGGGUAGCGACCGUGAUGUGAAGGAGCUAAAGGAGCGCUGGCUGCGAGGGAAGGGCCUCCCCGCGCUGGCGCGUGUGGACAACGUGCAUGUGGUGUGCGGCCUCCUCAAGGACUUCCUCCGCAGCCUCAAGGAGCCGCUGCUCACGCACCGUCUGCACCACACCUUCCUCAAGGCCAUUGAAAUUUCAGACGAGGACAACCGCGCGGCAGCAAUGUACGGAGCCAUCGGGCAACUCCCACAGCCAAACCGUGACACCCUGGCCUACCUGAUGCUGCACCUGCAGAGAGUGGCGGAGAGCACGGAGUGCAAGAUGAAUCAGUCCAACUUGUCCCGGGUGUUUGGACCGACGCUCGUGGGCCAUGCCACUGCCAACCCCGAGCCCGUGGUCAUCCUCAGAGACACGCAGCAGCAGCCCAUGGUGGUGGACCACUUAAUGUCGCUCCCGGCCGAAUUUUGGCAGCGUUGGGUAACAUUCACAACAUUUGUGGACAAAGAAAACAACGACCGCUCAACGGCAGCCGUCAUCUCCAAUGCCUACGCCAGUGUCUGCACGCCCCCGUUGAAAAGCCGCUUCGGAGGCAAUUUGCUUGGCCCCCUGGAAAUACCGGAAACAUCAAAGAUAUCGCCCCAGACCAAUCGCAUGCACCUGAGCAAGAUCCCGAUCAACACGAUGAAUUCUGGAAAGAAUAGGCCGAUGCCUUUGGGGAGGAAGAUCGGAAACUACUGGUCUUCUCCAUCACUCACUUAAACUCUUCAGUCCCUGUGCACAUCCAUUAACGAAUUCCAUGGAUGGACCUUGGCCUGGGACUUUGAGGAUUGAGAAAUUAUGGAUUGAGCUUCUGUUUGUGCUGCCAUCAAAUUAACAGCAAAUAAAUAACAAUACUGAUUAGUGAAUAUGGGAUCCCCAAUGGUGUUUUCCCUUUGCGUCACUCAAAACAUGUGUGCUUAAUGCCACUUGUGGUUCCUCGGCUGUGAUUCAUACAAUACGUGUUUCUGUGCUGCCAUUGUAUAUGAUCAGAUUUUGUGCUACAAUAUGCAGUGUCACGGUCAAGCCGAGAUGUAUGUAGUUCCUGCUCAUUGUGUGCAUCAAACACGGUGUGCACGGUGUAGCAAGUGCACACGUUGAUUUGCUGGCAAUUUUCACGUGUUGGUGUGUGCAGUGUACAGUUUGUAUUGGACUUGUGUGUUGAAGUGAUGUAGCAAGAGAGGGCACACUUUAAAAGAUUAACUUUUUCAUAUCACGUUUUUCUUUCACAUAUAACAACUUGGAACAGUUUGUAGGUCAAUGUAUAUAUUGUAUUAAUAAUUAAGUGUGGCUGUGUUUCAACCAGCUCAAUUUUAUAGCACGUCGCAAAGUAUUGCCCCAAUCACGUACUCAGGUGUUUGGUAUCUUUCAUCUGUUAUUAAAGCACUCCGUACCCAGCGCAGGCAGAGGUGCCUCAGUUCGUGUUUUAAAAUUAAUGCACACAGAGCAGCACAUUGGAGUUAGUCUGUGACCCUGAAUUCCUAGACAUGUUGCCUGUGAAUGUUUUUUCUGUGUUCUAUUUGACCGUAGUCUGUAUUGUUUACACAAAUACUAAUACUUAACUAUACUUGAAAAUGGGGGGGGGGGGG
Molecule: messenger RNA, 3152 nt
Organism: Petromyzon marinus (sea lamprey)
Lineage: Eukaryota; Metazoa; Chordata; Hyperoartia; Petromyzontiformes; Petromyzontidae
Source: RefSeq, a predicted model, not a curated record